AUCAAAUUUUUCUGUUUACAACUUUACAUUUAAGCACUUUACCAUGGAUUGGGAGGUUUUAUACCGUGUGCCUAUGUACGCAUGGACAGUCCGAAAUAUAAGGAUGAUGUAUAUAUUAGUUUGGAGCGCGCUAGCGCUAACGGUUUGCGGUUAUAACCAGUUUGAUGACAGCGUUUUGUUCCAUCUCAGUUGGCCCGGUCCUGAGUUAGAGUCCCCUCCACCAGGAAGCAGAAUAGCAGAAACCAUUGAAGUGUCCACGGCAGACAAUGAGAGAUAUCGCUGUACACUUCCCGUGCCUUUGUCAGAGACUGAGGACUCAGAAGAGGAGUACCUUGGUCUGAGUGCAGCACAGUUGAUGAAACCCAUCUACAGACAAGUCAGCUGCACAUAUAGGAUAGAGACCUACUGGACUUAUGAAUUGUGUCAUGGAAAAUAUAUCAGGCAAUAUCAUGAAGAGAAGGAAACAGGAAAGAAAAUAAAGCUGCAAGAAUAUUAUCUGGGAAGAUUUCAAAGUGCAGAAGAUGCAAGUAAACAGAAACCUCCUCCUGAAGAAGGAAAACAGGGGAAAACAGAAAUGGUACCAUACAGAAAGCUGGACGGUAUAGACAUGCCAUUUUUCCCAGAGUUCAUGGCGGACGGGACUCCGUGUGACCUGAAGUCGGGCGUGCCCAGAACGGCGCUCAUCCUCUACAUGUGCCAUCCCGACUCCAAAAACGAGAUCGUGUCCGUGGAGGAGGUCACAACGUGUAACUACGAGAUCAUCGUGUUCACUCCGCUACUCUGUCAGCACCCGGACUACAGACAAAAAGACACCCCUGUGAACAACAUCCAUUGUCAUGCCAUCAGCGACGCCCCUGUCAAACCCAAAACCUUACAGCAAGUGGAGAGGGAGGCACAACAGAUACAGACUCAAAGCCAAAGGGCAAGACAGAGGAGUGGUGCUGGAAGUGUGGUAUUCAAAACAGUUGUACAAUACCACACACACAAGGCAAGACAAAGGAGUGGUGCUGGAAGUGUACAUUACCACAAGAAGCAGGAUCCGACCGGCCCUGUUGAUCCGGGCCCCCUGAAGGCCAAGCUGCCCAGUAAGCUGCCCACACAGUCCAGCUCCAGCGAGCAGGCCACCAAGGGCUUCCAGAUCACCUCCCUGACUGACAGACAGGUGCUGGAGGAGUUCCUGAGGGGGGAGUACUGUCUCAAGGGUGGAACAGGUUGGUGGAAGCAUGAGUUCUGCUAUGGUAAGCACGUCCAGCAGUACCAUGAAGAUCAGAAGCUGGGGAACACAGUCAUCUCUAUCGGCACCUGGAACAAACAGGAACACCUGGACUGGGCUAAGGACAACCCCGGCCAGGCCACACCCAGGAGAAACAGGGACGACGGAAAAGUCAGAAUGGUGACUCACUACUAUGGCCAUGGUGACGUUUGUGACGUGACAGGACGACCAAGGGAGGUGCUGGUCAAACUCAAGUGUAAAACAUCAGACAAGCACUCAGUCACCAUCUACCUGAUUGAGCCCAACACUUGUGAAUACAUCCUUGGGGUGGAGUCUCCCAUCAUCUGCUCCCUGUUGGAUACUGCUGAUGAAAAUGGUCUUCUGUCAGUGCCAUCAGACACAGUGAAAGGACCUUAAUGUACAUUAGUUAGGAUCAUACUCUUAUUAUACUAUUAUUUGAAGAGGCUAUAUGGGUUUAAGAUGUAUUUUUAAUUUCUCAAGAAAAUUAAAUAAUUAUGCCAUCUUCUGUGUGCUAAAAAUUGGCCAUAUGGGUGAUUUGUUUUUAGGGUAACAUUUCCUUUUCAUUGUAUAGACUUCUGGCUGCUGUAUUAUUUUUUUUCCUUAGGCCACAGCAAGUAAAUUUCAUUGAUAACAUCUAGCAUGCUGCAUGCAUAUUGAUUUUUGCCUAUAGUUUUGAAAAAAAUAACAAGAGUUGUUGUUUUCCUCUUGCGAUUGUCAACAUGACAAGAAAAUACUGAAAUCAGGAAAACAUGUCGGAUGGUAGCCUUGAGCAUAGUUGCUAAUUUGCAUGGUAAGUGAUACUAGACUACUACUGUAACACUAAUGUCACUUGGUGCACUUCUUUAAUACAGGAAUAAGAGACUUUGUUGCUGUGAUUACAUUUCUGUCGCUGCCAUUCUUGGUAAACAUUUUAUUUAUGGUCACUAUUUUGACAAUUUCGUUCAGGCAUCAUUUUUUUCCCCAUUUUAUUUUCUUCCCACUCUUGCAUUAGAUUUGUAGCCUGUAGAGGAUGUCAUCCAGUGAAUUUACUUGCUGUGGCCUUAUCUAUUUUACCCAUUCAUAAAUGCUCAGGAAGCUUAAUUAUUGCCCCCAAGUUGUCAUUCAAUCCGACUUAACUAAUAUUAUUGUGAAGCGGAAGUUGUGUGAAAAUUUAACAUAUUUUUGAAAAAUGCUGCACGUAACUACUGCUCCAUGAGUUUCUAGCAAAAACUGGUUUGAAUGACAAUUCUGUGCUGAAAUAUUCUCUAAAUAAUAAUAAUAAUUAUUAUUAUUAUAAAGACUUUAUAAGGAUAAGGUGUGAAGCAUAAUCUGUGUACAGAUGCCUUCUAAUUAUGAUAUAGCAAAGAUUUAUUGUACAUUUUUCUCUGUGACAAUAAAUAUCUACAAAAA
Branchiostoma floridae (Florida lancelet) is the source of this 2623-nucleotide messenger RNA. Its product is annotated as endoplasmic reticulum lectin 1-like. The record is from RefSeq and is a predicted model, not a curated record. The transcript has 15 exons. The coding region runs from base 44 to 1630 and encodes 528 amino acids. Gene Ontology annotation, cellular component: endoplasmic reticulum lumen. Gene Ontology annotation, biological process: endoplasmic reticulum unfolded protein response; retrograde protein transport, ER to cytosol. NCBI's taxonomy places the organism in Eukaryota, Metazoa, Chordata, Leptocardii, Amphioxiformes, Branchiostomatidae.